This is a messenger RNA of Ochotona curzoniae (black-lipped pika), 1051 nucleotides long. It is a transcript of the gene MPHOSPH6, whose product is annotated as M-phase phosphoprotein 6. The record is from RefSeq and is a predicted model, not a curated record. Bases 38 to 520 code for a protein of 160 amino acids. Lineage: Eukaryota; Metazoa; Chordata; Mammalia; Lagomorpha; Ochotonidae. The transcript has 5 exons. Gene Ontology annotation, biological process: maturation of 5.8S rRNA.
CGGCAGCGCGCACGCGCGGCGUGGAGCGGGAACCAACAUGGCGGCCGAACGCAAAACCAAGUUGUCCAAGAACUUGCUGCGCAUGAAGUUCAUGCAAAGAGGAUUGGACUUGGAAACCAAGAAACAACUUGAAGAGGAAGAAAAGAAAAUCAUUAGUGAAGAACACUGGUACUUGGAUUUGCCAGAGCUGAAAGAGAAAGAGAGUUACAUAAUAGAAGAGCAGAGCUUCCUGUCGUGCGAAGAUCUUCUCUAUGGAAGAAUGUCAUUCAGAGGAUUUAAUCCUGAGGUUGAGAAAUUAAUGCUUCAAAUGAAUGCCAAGAACACAGCAGAAGAAGUUGAAGAUGAAACGGUGGAGCUUGAUGUAUCAGAUGAAGAAAUGGCUAGAAGAUAUGAGACCUUGGUGGGAACGAUUGGAAAAAAGUUUGCCAAGAAGAGAGAGCGUGCCAAUUAUGAAGAAGAUGAGAAUGGAGACAUGAAGCCCAUCAAAACAAAAAAAAUGUUCCUGAAGCCCCAAGAUUGAAGUGGACACCCCAAGUUACAGCUCAGGGAGCACCUCACCUGGGGACUCUUCUGGUGGUGUGUCUAUGGUGAUUCAUACUGCAGUAUUUAUUGGUGAAGAGAUGUGUCAUGUUUUUGAAAACAUGCUGUUUUUGAGACACUUGUAGUGGAUGUCAUACAUCCUUUUCUCAGUGAUGUUCAUCACGAGCAGGUCCCUGACCCUCGGUCUUGCCGCAUCCAUAGGUACUGGUUUCCUGGAGGAUUUUUUUUUAACUUCAGAUUCUUUGUUUAAUGUAGUUCUCCAGUGCCUGCCCUUGAAUUGACUGAUAGACUUUGCUACCAAUAUUUAUGUUUUAUGUUAUUAAUCAUGUGAAGUCAGUUCAUACAUACAUUUUAAAAUCAAUCUGUUAUUUGUAAAAUUAUUGAAAACAGCUUCUCCAUCCUGUAGAAUUUGUAUGCUGCCAGGUCAUUGUUAGUUUAUGCUGGAAGGAGUUUUGUUUAAAGCAUUUAAUAUAAAAUUCGGUGUGUAAUAAAUACCUAUUUUCACAUUUUA